AUGUCUUUUCUUCCUGCAACAUUACAACGCUCUCUGCGUAGGACAGCCAAAUUUCCAAGGGUACCUCCAUGGCCGCCUACGUAUCCUAGAACCAUCUCCUCGACCGCAUGGCGUAAUGCACGGUAUGUCCGUUUCGGACAGCCAACGCCCCAGCCACGAAAUCAUUGGGACUAUCGACAGUGGGGGCCUAGAGUCCAGUUGGGAGCAGUGAUACUUGUUCUCGGGACGGGGUACUAUGUUACACACUUAGAACAAGUUCCUCAGACAGGCCGGUGGCGGUUUAUGAAUACGAGCUCAAAGGCGGAAGCAGAGCUCGGAGAGUUUUCUCGUGAUCAGACCCGCCGAGAAAUGGGAGCGCAAGCUCUCCCCCUCAACCAUCCUGUUACACGACACGUCCGACGCGUUGUCUCCCGAAUAUUGCUGGCUUCUAAUCUCGGCACACUCUCAGGAGAGACUUCUUUUGAAAGAGAAACUGGUCUUGCAGGCUUUGCAGGAUUUGAUGCAUUUGGUAGGGAUACUUCGCAUUCAGAUGUCGAUCUUGGCGCCUCUGCACACCCCUCAGAAACGUACGGUCCGACCAAAGAAUGGGAAGUUCUGGUGGUAAACGAUAGGAAGACGGUAAAUGCGCUGGCUGUCCCUGGGAUGGUCGUCGUGUUCACUGGCAUUUUACCUGUGUGCCAAGACGAAGAGGGUUUGGCAGCUGUCGUUGCUCAUGAAAUUGGUCACGUUGUCGCUCGACAUACUGCAGAGAGAAUGUCUUCUCAAACAGUCAUAUGGGGCUUGUUGUUUCUUCUCCAGAUUACUGGCCUUGACUACGGAUUGUUCUCAUUAUUCCAGACAUUCCUGAUGGAGCUCCCCAAUUCUCGUACACAAGAACGUGAAGCUGAUAUGAUUGGACUCAGACUGAUGUCAAGGGCGUGUUACGAUCCCGCUGCGUCACCCUCGAUGUUUAAUCGUUUGGGGAAAAUCGAAGCCAAGAUAUCCAAGCUUAAUCUCGAUUUCCUGAAUACUCAUCCGUCGUCUGCAAGCCGUGUUAAGUAUUUGGAAGAAGCUCUGCCCGAAGGAUAUUCAAUCAUGGCCGCGAAUCCGGAAUGCGGCGGGAUGAGGAAGCAGAUACAGGCGUUCCGGGGUGGUCUAUAA
Messenger RNA from Laccaria bicolor S238N-H82, 1140 nucleotides. RefSeq lists its product as uncharacterized. The record is from RefSeq and is a predicted model, not a curated record. Bases 1 to 1140 code for a protein of 379 amino acids. Gene Ontology annotation, molecular function: metalloendopeptidase activity. The transcript has 9 exons. Gene Ontology annotation, biological process: mitochondrial protein processing; protein quality control for misfolded or incompletely synthesized proteins. Lineage: Eukaryota; Fungi; Basidiomycota; Agaricomycetes; Agaricales; Hydnangiaceae. Gene Ontology annotation, cellular component: mitochondrial inner membrane.